GAUGAGGAAGUUCUCUGCAGUGGCGUUUGGAACUUCGGCGGCCGUUCUCGCGUUAUACGUGGGAGUGGUAAUUGGAAUGACGGCAUGGCACGACAACCACCAAGAUACCGGUAUCAUCGUAGACGAACCGAACUCGAACGAGGGUGUCGACGCCGGAUCGCAGGGAAGUCAGGGGGGCCGAGCGUCACUCCCGCCCAAAUCGCCAGGCGACUCGUUCGCGAACGAAGAAGAUCGCAAGAGCGUCGCGGCAACAGUGACCCUGCACACGCCCAAGCGCAAGAAACUGGCCUCCACGCGCGGAGGCGAUGACUACGUGCCUCGUGCAACGGUGGGAGCCGACGACGUCGCGAGUUUCGAAAGCAGCGAAGGACGUGGAAAGCGCCACAAGACGAAACCGAAGCGCACACCGAAGUUGCUUACCGAUGAUUUGUACGUCGAGCCCACUGGGACAGCGACGUACGUGCGAAAGAUGUACAUCCCCAGGAGGAGGUCCAGCACCUCAUCUGGCACGACCGUCGGCUUUAACUCGGAAACGAGCUCGGACGACGAACCGCGACUUACGUCGAAACGCCGUCCGUCCACGCAUCAACGUGAUACGGAUGACGUCACCGCGAAUGACGUUCCGUCGACAGUGUCGGAAACGGCAGACUUCUCGCCGGAGACUGAUUCAAAGAAAACGAAGACGCGUCGGCUCUUCGUUGCGGCACCCACUUCCGAUGUCACUACGGACGCCGAGCCGACGUCGCCUGCGCAAGCGAGACGCGAAGGCCCACCCGAACUUACUGGCAACGACUCCAACGCCUCCACCAUCGCGGGGAACAAGAUGACCACGGGCUUGAAAGCGGCCAGAAAGGUCGGCAAGGUUGGGACAACAGUAACGCCUUCUAUCCGUACUAAGCACGACACAACGCGAAAGGGCACCACUGAGUUGACCGCAAAGGCACGGUCUAUACGAUCCGGACAGCAGACCCCACGGACUCCAGCGGUCACUGGUGCUACCGUACCGGGACGCAAAAUAAUCGGCGCCGGCCAAAGGCAAAACUCGACUCAUGCUGUCACAGGUCUUACCGUACAGGGACGCAAAAUACUCACUGCCAGUAAUAGUCGAGAUCCGACGCCGGCAGUUACAGGUCGUACCAUGCAGGGACGCAAGAUACUCGGUGCCGACAAGAGGAACAACUGGACUGUCGCAGCUCCCACCAUGAAGGGACGCAAAAUUCUCGGCGCCAGCAGGAACAACUCUAGGCAGGAUACAAACGCCAGAACAGUUAAAGCUUACAGCAUUAAUCGAAAUGGAGCGUUCUCCAAAGCAUUGUGAAGUCAUCUGCAGAGCAGAACAAUUGCCGCUUCUCUGUCUUCCCGUUAUCAUUGUUCCAGAUUCGUAGAAGGUUAGCUUUGCAAUAUGUAAAUAAAUGACCCCACCCCCCUCAGACACGCGCGCACGACUUCCAUAAGCUCGGUUUACUUGUACAUGGCGUCAUUAUAGUGUGAGUUUGUGUACGUGCAAUGCACUAUGCAUUUGUUAUAUACGGAAUCAAGUACGGACUACACAGCACGGCGAGCAAGCCCGACGAGAAUUAGAUCGUUCAUUCGUAAUAUCCUCAAAUGCCACAAAUAACGAAUAAAAAUGUUUUACACGUGCGCAAUGCAUAAAGCUGUGAUACUGUAAUGUUACUGGCUGCAUUGUAUUUAGAACUACUACUGUUUGUCAA
Rhipicephalus sanguineus (brown dog tick) is the source of this 1712-nucleotide messenger RNA. RefSeq lists its product as uncharacterized. NCBI's taxonomy places the organism in Eukaryota, Metazoa, Arthropoda, Arachnida, Ixodida, Ixodidae. The record is from RefSeq and is a predicted model, not a curated record. The transcript has 2 exons. The coding region runs from base 2 to 1318 and encodes 438 amino acids.